Molecule: messenger RNA, 6482 nt
Organism: Salarias fasciatus (jewelled blenny)
Lineage: Eukaryota; Metazoa; Chordata; Actinopteri; Blenniiformes; Blenniidae
Gene: ank1b
Product: ankyrin 1, erythrocytic b
Exons: 43
Coding region: 127-5979 (1950 amino acids)
Biological process (GO): signal transduction
Molecular function (GO): protein binding
Source: RefSeq, a predicted model, not a curated record
CGGAGGGACACGGGAAGAGGAAACAGCAGGGGGGGGGGGGGGUCCACCGGCGCUUAGUGCGAACGAGAGGAGGGCUGGAGUGGCGACGGCGACUGGAGCAGCAGUGGCACCAGUAGCAGCGGCACCAUGGCGCAAGCCGCCAAGCAGCUCCGCAAGACCAAGGACCUCGCGGAGGCCGCCGCCCAGGAGCAGAGGGAGAAGGAGGAGGAGAAGUUAAAAAAAAGGAAUCGAUCCAGGGACCGCAGGCGCAAGGCGGAUGCAGCCACCAGUUUCUUGCGCGCGGCUCGUUCAGGGAACCUGGACAAAGCUCUGGAUCACAUCAAGAAUGGGAUCGACAUCAACACAGCCAAUCAGAAUGGACUCAACGGGUUACACCUGGCCUCUAAAGAAGGUCACGUCAAAAUGGUCUUGGAGCUUUUACAUGCCGGCAUCGAGUUGGAAGCAACCACUAAGAAAGGGAACACUGCUCUCCAUAUCGCAGCGCUGGCGGGGCAGGAGAAAGUGGUGGCUGAGCUCGUCAACUAUGGCGCCAACGUUAAUGCCCAGUCACACAAAGGAUUCAGUCCUCUGUACAUGGCAGCGCAGGAGAACCAUUUAGAAGUGGUCAAGUUCCUGCUGGAGAAUGGCGCCAACCAGAGUCUGCCAACUGAGGAUGGCUUCACCCCCCUUGCAGUGGCGCUCCAACAGGGCCACGAGAACGUCGUGGCUCUGCUCAUCAACUACGGCACCAAAGGCAAGGUGCGCCUCCCCGCGCUUCACAUCGCCGCACGAAACGACGACACGCGCACCGCUGCAGUCCUGCUGCAGAACGACCCCAACCCUGACGUACUCAGCAAGACCGGCUUCACACCUCUCCAUAUUGCAGCUCACUAUGAAAAUAUGAGUGUAGCUCAGCUGCUGCUGAACAGAGGCGCCAAUGUAAACUUCACCCCCAAGAAUGGCAUCACACCCCUUCACAUAGCCUCCAGGAGGGGCAACGUGAUGAUGGUCAGACUACUGCUGGACAGAGGAGCACAAAUUGAUGCCAAAACAAAGGAUGAGCUGACUCCUCUUCACUGUGCAGCCAGGAACGGUCACGUUCGCAUUAUUGAGAUCCUGCUCGAACACGGGGCUCCCAUCCAGGCCAAAACAAAGAACGGACUGUCCCCCAUCCACAUGGCAGCUCAGGGGGAUCACAUGGACUGCGUUCGGCAGCUACUGCAAUACAACGCUGAGAUCGAUGAUAUCACUCUGGAUCAUUUAACCCCUCUUCAUGUAGCAGCCCACUGCGGUCACCACCGCAUGGCCAAAGUUCUACUGGACAAGGGGGCCAAAGCUAAUGCACGGGCUCUGAAUGGCUUCACACCUCUACAUAUUGCUUGCAAGAAAAACCACAUGCGGUCCAUGGACCUGCUGCUCAAGCACUCUGCUUCCCUAGAAGCUGUCACAGAGUCCGGCCUCACUCCUCUUCAUGUAGCAUCCUUCAUGGGCCAUCUGAACAUCGUGAAGAACCUGCUCCAAAGAGGGGCUUCCCCUAAUGCUUCCAAUGUGAAAGUGGAGACUCCUCUCCACAUGGCCUCCAGAGCAGGACACUGUGAGGUCGCUCAGUUCUUGCUACAGAACGCAGCACAAGUGGAUGCCAAGGCUAAGGAUGACCAGACGCCCCUACACUGUGCCGCCCGCAUGGGCCACAAGGAGCUUGUCAAGCUGCUCCUGGAGCACAAGGCCAACCCCGACUCGGCCACAACCGCGGGUCACACACCGCUACACAUCGCAGCGCGUGAAGGACACGUCCACACCAUCCGGAUACUGCUGGAUGCUGGAGCACAACAAAUAAAGAUGACAAAGAAAGGCUUCACUCCCCUCCACGUGGCCUCUAAAUAUGGAAAGGUGGAUGUAGCAGAACUCCUUCUGGAGAGAGGAGCUAACCCAAAUGCAGCCGGGAAGAACGGUCUGACACCCCUUCAUGUGGCCGUCCAUCACAACAACCUGGAUGUUGUUAAACUCCUGGUCAGCAAGGGAGGAUCUGCACACAGCACUGCCCGAAACGGCUACACUCCCCUCCACAUAGCAGCCAAGCAGAACCAGAUGGAGGUGGCCAGUUGUCUGCUUCAGAAUGGGGCAUCGCCCAAUUCUGAGUCCCUCCAAGGCAUCACGCCUCUGCACCUGGCUUCACAGGAGGGCCGGCCAGACAUGGUGGCCCUCCUCAUCUCCAAGCAGGCCAACGUGAAUCUAGGAAACAAGAAUGGACUGACCCCUCUGCAUCUCGUGGCUCAGGAGGGCCACGUCGGCAUUGCAGACACGUUAGUCAAACAGGGGGCCUCCGUUUACGCUGCUUCCAGGAUGGGCUACACACCCCUUCAUGUGGCUUGUCACUAUGGCAACAUCAAAAUGGUGAAGUUCCUUCUGCAGCAGCAAGCUCAUGUGAACAGCAAGACGAGGAUGGGCUACACGCCUCUGCACCAGGCGGCUCAGCAGGGCCACACCGAUAUCGUCACCCUGCUGUUGAAACAUGGAGCUCUGCCCAAUGAGAUUACCACGAACGGGACAUCUCCCCUGGGCAUCGCCAAGCGGCUGGGUUACAUCUCUGUCAUCGACGUGCUGAAGCUGGUUACCGAGGAGUCCGUCUCUGCGAUCACCACCGAGAAACACCGGAUGAGUUUUCCCGAGACGGUAGAUGAGAUACUGGACGUUUCGGAGGAUGAAGGGGUUGCCCAGCUAACGUUAGGAGACGAGUUGCUCGGCAUGGACGGGGCUCGCUAUUUGAAGUUGGACGACUUCAAGGAUCAAGACGACGACUUCCUCUCGCCAAAGAAGACGCUCAGAGACUUUGAGGGCGGCAUGGGCACCACGCCGUAUUCACCUGCUAUUCCCAGGAUCCCCUGUGUCUCACCAGAGACAGUCCUUCUGGAUCAGCACACUCCCAUCCCUUUGCCAAAAGAGUACGAUGAGGAUUCCCUCAUCCCGAGCAGUCCGGCCACAGAAACCUCCGACAACGUCAGCCCUGUCGCCAGCCCUAUUCACACCGGCUUCCUGGUGAGUUUCAUGGUGGACGCCCGAGGAGGCUCGAUGCGGGGCAGCAGGCACCACGGCCUGCGGGUCAUCAUCCCCCCUCGAACCUGCGCCGCGCCCACGCGCAUCACCUGCCGCCUCGUCAAGCCCCAGAAGCUGACCACGCCCCCGCCGCUGGUGGAGGGGGAGGGUCUGGCCAGCAGGAUCAUCUCGCUGGGACCGUCCAGUAUGCAGUUCCUUGGGCCUGUGAUAGUGGAAAUCCCUCACUUUGCCUCACUGGGCCGAGGGGAUCGGGAGCUGGUGGUCCUCCGCAGUGAGAACGGCUCGGUCUGGAAGGAGCAUCGCAAUCGCUAUGGCGACGAAGUGCUGGAAACUAUUUUGAAUGGCAUGGAUGAAGACUUGGAGAGUCAAGAGGAGCUGGAGAAGAAGCGAAUCCGCCGGAUUAUUUCCACCGACUUCCCCCUCUACUUCGCCGUCGUCUCCCGCAUUCAGCAGGAGAGCGAUCUGAUUGGUCCAGAGGGCGGCAGGCUGACCAGCAAGCUGGUGCCGCACGUUGAGGCCAUCUUCCCCGAGACGGCCGUCACCAAAAGAGUGAGGCUCGGUCUGCAGGCGCAGCCGAUUCCUGAUGAGCUGCUGACUCGGCAGCUUGGCAAUCAGGCGACCUUCAGCCCAGUGGUUACCAUCGAGCCACGCCGACGCAAAUUCCACCGCCCAAUCGGAUUGCGCAUCCCUUUACCGCCGUCCUGGAGGGAGAGUCCCCGUGACGCUGGCGAGGGCGACACCACCAGCUUGCGCCUCCUCUGCAGCGUCAUUGGUGGAACGGCACCAGCUCAGUGGGAGGACAUCACUGGGACCACCAAGCUCAUGUACGCUAAUAACUGUGCCAAUUUUACCACCAAUGUCUCCGCAAGAUUCUGGUUGGCAGACUGUCCGCGUACAGCAGAAGCAGUCACCUUUGCCAAUCUGCUGUACCGGGAGCUGAUGGCCGUUCCGUACAUGGCCAAAUUCGUUAUCUUCGCCAAGAUGAAUGAGGCGCGUGAGGGACGCUUGCGUUGUUACUGCAUGACAGACGACAAGAUGGACAAAACUCUGGAGCUGCAUGAAAACUUCACUGAAGUGGCACGCAGUCGAGACAUUGAGCUAAUGGAGGGCAUGCCGCUGCACCUGGAGUGCUCCGGGAACCUGGUGCCCAUCCGGAAGGCCACUCAGCAGCCCCGCAGCUUCAGCUUCCAGGCCUUCAGAGACAACAGACUGCCCGUCUCCGUUAAGGUCAGAGAUAGUAACAAAGACGCCACCGGGUUUUUGUCCUUUCUGCGGAAGUGCACCAAAUACGAAGACACACAGCACGUACUGUGUAACCUGAACAUAGCCAUGCCACCUUGUGUCAAGGUUGUUGGCAGUGAGGAGCGCAGGCGAACUUUAACCCCCCUGGCCCUGAGAGAGCGCUACAGCGCAUUGAACGAGCCCGGUCUGGCAACAGUGAAUGCAAUGGAGAGGACUGAGAUCAAGAUCAACAUCAUAUCUGAACAGCUGGGUUUGAGCUGGGCAGAGUUGGCACGUGAGCUUCAGUUUGGUGUGGACGACAUCAAUAGGAUCCGAGUGGAGAAUCCAAACUCCCUGCUGGACCAGAGCUCAGCCCUGCUCAACUUGUGGGCCAGCAGAGAAGGCAAAAGGGCCAAGAUGGAGAGCCUGUACACUGCUCUGAAGAACAUCGAUCGCACAGACAUUGUGACCUCUCUGGAGGGUCAGGCCCCACAGCCGGGACCCGGCUUAAUGGAGGAGGGCGCCUGCCGACUCAGUGACCGCGACUCCACGUUGCUGUCCCCGAGUGUCAUUAAUGAGAUCACGGACACAAGGCUAUCGCGCCUAGUGCACAAGCCGCGAGUUAUUAGACCCCCGUUUUUCAGAAGGGGUUACGGGCUGGUGCAGGAGGAGCUCCUAUCCCCGGCCUCCAUGCAGUACAGCCUGCCUUCGCCGCUGGGCGUGGAGCCGUACUGGCAGGAAGUCUCCAGCCUGGAGUGCGCGCCCAUCGCCACCACCGAGGAGGACACGCUGAUGGAGAUGUCGGACGUCCAGGUGUGGCCGGCGGGGGUCAGCCCCUCGCUGGUCACGGUGGAGGACUCGUCGCUGGAGGGCAGCAGCCGGGCGGACGACUCGGAGGGCGCCACGCUGUCCCUACCCUACAGCCUGGGACGUCCGAGCAGCGGCGCCAGCGGGGCGAGCGGCUCCAUCAUGGAGCUGGAGGAAGAGGAGGAGGAGGAGGAGGAGGAAGGGGAGGUUGAGGAGGAGGAGGCGCCACAGGAGCCGGCGAGUUUGCUGGCGGAGAGGGACAGGGUGAGGGCCAGCGGCGCCGUUCCCAAGGUCAAUCUGAAUGGCCAGCUGGGAGGUCAGAGGUCGGACUCGAGGAGAGGGGAUGCCGCAGCGGGAGGAGGAGGAGGAGGAGGAGCGAGAGGAGGAGGCGGAGGUGUCGGGCUGGGCUCAGUGGAAGGGGUUUCUGUUGUUGCAGGCCAACAGGUGUUCGCCCAGCGGAUCGAGGUGACGGGCCUGAGUCGAUCUUCAGAGCACAACGGAGACAACCGGGUGGUGGGAGGCGGAGCAUUUCAACCUUACUUGCCAGAUAAGGACUCCCUGCAGAGCUGGGUGGGCUCGGUGUCAUCGGGACGCGACGGCGCCAUGCAGGGCCUGCACGUGGCCCAGGAGGCUCUGCUGACUCCGGUGUGUGACACGGGUUACUCUCAUGUGCUGCGUGGGCGCUUCCUGCAGGGCACGCAGCCCUUUGACAAGGGGCUAGGCUUCUCUCAUCAGCAGGCAGGCCAGCGAGCUUGGGAGCAGGAGCAGAGGCGGGGCCAGAGAGAAGAGAAGGAGGGCUACGCUGCUGAGGCUCAGUUUGUGGAAGAGCACGGAAACGCCCUGGCGAGAAAGGACCGGAAAGCCACUGCCAAAUCAUCAUCCUCCACGAAACCACGACCCGACCGCCGAGGAAAAUGAGCAGAGAAGAGAAGAGAACAGGCAAAAGGAUUGAAAAACAAAACAAAACCCAAAAACUAUGAAAUGACGAACAGAAUCAUCCUCAACCUGCAACCCUGGAACAUCCCACGAAGCAAAAGGAGAGCAGAUAAAAAAAAAACAAGAAAAAGAGGAGAUCAACUUGUAGUUUUAUAACAUUUGUAAAGAAAAGUAUCAGUUAGACUAAGGCAUGAAAACAUUUUUUAUAUUAAAAAAAAAACAAUAACAAAAAUCUAAAUGUUAGUAAAACAACCAAGAAAAAAAAAAAGCAACAAAGUGCUUCCUGUGAACUGUAAUCGCAUGAUGACCGCUGGUGCAUGCCCUUUGACCUUUUGAACUGUCAUUAUCUACGAACUGAAGGUGUACAAGGUUCGGGGUCCGGCCCACGCUUUGGCCGCAGGCCUUUCUGAGGACCUCAUCCCCCCCUCGAAUGGAGUGGUUUGUGUCUGCAAGUUGAGUUCAGUAACACUACAGCCAAAAAAAAA